Leishmania braziliensis MHOM/BR/75/M2904 is the source of this 1947-nucleotide messenger RNA. RefSeq names its product putative RNA binding protein. Gene Ontology annotation, molecular function: RNA binding. The record is from RefSeq and is a predicted model, not a curated record. Gene Ontology annotation, cellular component: ribonucleoprotein complex. The transcript has a single exon. The coding region runs from base 1 to 1947 and encodes 648 amino acids. Lineage: Eukaryota; Euglenozoa; Kinetoplastea; Trypanosomatida; Trypanosomatidae.
AUGGCGCGCCUCCACUCUUCUUGCAUCUCAGUGCCGACGCAUAGUACCACUCACCAUCGUGCUGCAUCCCCUGCAGCGCUGCUGCCAUCCGCCUCCAUUCUGUCGCCACCUGCGAGAGAGGAGAAUGCUACUGGUGUUGCGGACUCCCACGCUGAUGAAGGAUGCAGCAACGACACUACGACUCCACAGAUGGUGAAUGCGGUGAGCCCAUUCGUAAGAAGUGACAAGAUGAAGAAGAUUGCCUCGGACACCAGCAGCUCCACUGGCUCCAAUCACUCCCACCCCCGCACUACCGUACAGAGGAACCGAGCACCCACGAUGAACACACGUCCACGCCCUGGGGCAGUGGCACCUAGGAAAGGCCGCAGCACACGGGCUACCACUGCCGCUGCCGCACAGAUCACUGCUUCCGAAGAGAACAAUCUGCACAACAGCAACCUUUUUAUUUGCAACCUGGACACGAAGGUGAGCCAGGUGGAGCUCGAGACGGCGUUUGCCGAGCAUGGCACGAUCUUGAGCUCCGCCGUGAUGCGUGACAUCCACACAGGAGAAAGCCUCGGCACCGCAUUUGUGCGUAUGAGCUCGCACGAUGAGGCCCGACGCACGAUGAAGGCGAUGAACGGUGUUCACGUCGGCUCACGUUCCAUUUCUGUUCAAUGGGCGAGGCGCAGUGAGGGCGCGCCGGUUGGCGAAGCGCGCAAGAAGAUUAUGAAGCUGUUUGUGCGCAACAUCCCGCUGGACUGCACGAAGGUCGAUUUGGAAGAGCUGUUUGGGGUGUACGGCGGUGUGCGCCAGGUGACGCUGCACAAGGAUACGUCACCGGUGCAGGAUGAGACGAUGAUGCGACUAAUCGCGUUUGUGAUUUACACCGAGGAGGGCGCGGCGGAGCGGGCGGCGCGGGAGGUGCACAACACGAAGCCGUUCGCGUCGUGCCAUGGCAUCCCCAUCAUGGUGAAGCUAGCAGAGGAUCUGGUGAAGCACUACCGCGAGCACAACCACCAACACCAGCAGCAGCAGAGCGAGUUGAACCAUACCGUUUCGUCUGCCAAGCGACGACUUCGGGGCAGCAGCAGGCCGCGAAACACCAGGGCUCGCACUACGAGUGAGAGCCCUGGUCCCAAACAGAUUAUCAGAAGUGGUAACACCUGCAUCAGCCCGAGCAGCCGCGUUUUUCAGUCAUGCGGCACCGAUGCAUCAAUGACGGAUAUGUGUAUGACCGAAGAGGUCUCGCUCUUCAGAAAUUACGCCAAACUCACACCACCGCAGUGCAACGUUCCGCCUGUGAAAGCACCACUGCCCCCUCAACACACGAUAAGCUGUGUGAGGGCUAUGCCGGCGCCGGCUGCAGCCUCGGUCUUGCCUCUGAACCUUCUUCAGUUUCCGGCGACAACACCGUUUCUUAUUGGCGGAAGCAUGCCAGUGGUCGGCACUCUGGAAUGCGAAGGAGCGACGGCGGCGCCGAUCGUGGAGGACUCACAGUGGCCCUCGUUCAUUGACUUCUCUGGCCGCCAGGCGCAGGGGAGUUUUUUCUCCAGCGGCUCGGCACUGCAGGUGUCGCAGCUCGCGCCGCCUAAGGAGCAGCAGUUUCGCCAACUGCAGGUUCCUCAAUUCAGCCAGAUUCCCAUCACUGCACCAGUGGUACCCAGAUUCUAUCACUUGCUGGUAGAUCACACGAUGCCGGAGCUGCCAUACGCAGGUGCUGCUGCGGCGAUUCCAACCCGUCACCCCACAACGCUUCCGACCCUGGGCCACUUCAUGAAGAUCUCAAAGGCCACCGUGUCCUCGGGCCCAGGGGAGGUGUGUGCCCUGCAGGUCGUCGAGGCGACCUCAACAACGCCUCCGGCCUCGCUGCACUCAGGGCAGAGCGUUGCAAUGGCAUCGCCCAAGUCGCCGCAGACUUACCGCCACAACCCCUACAUAAACUGCAGCUUCAUUCGCGUGGGGUGA